Neltuma alba is the source of this 381-nucleotide messenger RNA. RefSeq lists its product as uncharacterized. The coding region runs from base 1 to 381 and encodes 126 amino acids. The transcript has a single exon. The record is from RefSeq and is a predicted model, not a curated record. Lineage: Eukaryota; Viridiplantae; Streptophyta; Magnoliopsida; Fabales; Fabaceae.
AUGGUAGAAAUUAGCAAAACAAUUAAUGAACCAUGGGUUGCCAGAGCAGACUUCAAUGCUUAUUUAACAAAGGAGGACAAGAAGGGAGGGGCAGUGUUGAAUUACAAGUCUAUGAAGCAAUUCAGUGAAUGUGUCCACAAGACAAAUCUAAUGGAAAUUGACAGUGUUGGGGACCGAUUCACAUGGGAGAGGAACUUCAUUAGGGAAAAAAUUGAUUGGGCUUUCAGUAAUAUGGAAUGGAACCAUCUCUUUCCUUUCACAAGAGUAAACCAUUUAAGUAAAUUUGGCUAUGAUCAUUGGCUGCUCAUGGUAAUCACAACUGAACCUGCUAGAAACAGAGGGAGAAAGCUAUCUUCUGCUGCCAAGCGGCCUGGCUACUAG